Molecule: messenger RNA, 1104 nt
Organism: Penicillium olsonii
Lineage: Eukaryota; Fungi; Ascomycota; Eurotiomycetes; Eurotiales; Aspergillaceae
Source: the annotation of a GenBank genome assembly
AUGUCGACUGCCGGAACACACGAAGCCAUUGUGCUACAUGGGGCUCAAGACCUCCGGGUUGAAGUUGUCAAAACGCCUGCCUUGCGACCCAACGAAGUCUCCAUAGCGCCGCGGGCUACCGGCCUGUGCGGCACUGAUCUCCAUUACUACGAAAACGGACGCAAUGGCAUGUUCGUGAUCGAUGAGCCUCUCAUCCUCGGACAUGAAGCAGCCGGUGAGAUUCUUGAGAUAGGGUCCUCGGUCACAGCUUUCAGGGUCGGAGAUCGCGUGGUGUUUGAACCCCAGCGGCCAUGUGGAUCUUGUCAAGAAUGUCGACAUGGCACCUACAAUCUAUGCCGAAAGCUCAAAUUUACCGGUUCCGCAAGCGCAAAUCCUCCUAUUCAAGGCUCACUUCAAACCGUGUACCAGCACCCGGCCGAGUUUGUGUUCUCUAUUCCCGACUCGAUCAGUUAUCCGGAAGCAGCAUUGAUUGAGCCACUUUCCGUGGCUCUACAUGCCGUACGGCGCGCCGGUCUACAGACGGGACAGUCUGUGCUUGUUAUAGGAGCCGGUCCCAUUGGAUUGCUCUGCGGAAUCAUCGCACGCAUCUCAGGGGCAUCUAGAGUUGGCAUGGUGGACAUUCAGCGCAGCCGUUUACAAUUCGCAACUACUCAUGGCUAUGCGGACUACAUGGUCGAGGUUCCGACCCUCCCAGAUGCAGGCGAGAGUAAAACAGAAUUCGCUGCCCGUAUUGCGAAAGAUGAAUUGGGUCAACACCCUUCAUUCAAACCCGUGGAUGUGGCUUUUGAAUGUACGGGCGUAGAGGUCUGUGCCAAUUUGAGCAUCCAUUCGACAGCUCCGCGAGGGAAGGUAGUGAUUGUGGGAAUGGGAUCUCCUCACCAAAAUUUGAAUGUUGGUGUUGCUGCGAUCCGUGAGGUUGACAUUAUCAGUGUGUGGAGAUACGCCAAUACUUUCCGGACGGCUAUCGACCUCCUAGCAUCCGGCAAUUUGGAUCUCGGACCGCUCAUCUCACACAAGUAUCCGUUGGAAGAGGCAAAAGCUGCUUUCGAGCUGCUACGCUCGCGACCAGCAGACUUGGUGAAAUGUAUUGUAACUUCCGGGUAG